AUGAGUUGUGCAUCUCAAAGUCGCGAGCGUGACGGAGCCGACGGCACUGAGAAGAGAUCGUUGGAGGAGCGCCUCGAAGGGCUAGAAAAUUUAAUGACGGAAUUUCUACGCCGAUCGAAAUCACGCGCGCCAUCAUACGCGUCGCGACGGCGGGAAUCACGUGCACGGUCGCGAAGCGCGAAACGGAGGACGUCUCGGGACAGCCGUCGACGAUCGCGAAGUUCGCGAAGACACGAAUCGAAAUCGCGAAGCCCGCGAAGCCGCGAAACGAGGUCGCGCAGUCCGCGAGCAGUGGAGUCAAGGCCACGAAGUGUACGUGAAACAACCCGCCAGGAACGAACGGAGGAAAGUCUGGUGACGAGAAGCACUGCGUCGAGCAGGAGGUCGCCGAUACACGCGCGUCCCGGUGACGAGAACCUCAUCCCAGUUUACGAUCCCUUGAAGGAAGAUUUAUCAAUUGAAAACUGGGUGAGGCAUGUUGAUGAUCUGGCGCACCGCUUCGACUGGGACGAUCGAAGUGUAAUGCGGUUGAUCGCAACCAGGCUGCGAGGGCACGCUCGACAGUGGUACGAUACCCGCAUGCGAGUGGUUACCACCUGGGCCGCGAUUAAAGUGCAUUUGGUGGCACAAUUUCGAAGGGCCAUGCCUUUCUCAAAGCUGUUGCGCGAAGCCGACUUGUACGAGGCAAAACCGGGGCAAUCGCUGGGAGACUACUGCUUCCAGAAAAUUAAUCUCAUUCGACGCCUGGAUGUCGCGCUGAAUGACGAGAAGAUUGUCGACAUGGUAAUUUAUGGGAUACCAGACGAAAUCAUAGCCCGAACCAUAAGAUCAGCAAAGCACGCCGAUCCAAAGGAGCUGUACGCGGCUAUGCGCGCAAUGGGCGAUAUGCCAGGAAAAGAGGAGAAGAAAGCGAAGCAGGAUCGAGCAACAAAUCGACAGGCGUCGCAGAAGGCGACGGAAAGCGUUCCUGCAAAAACGAGGGCAGUUACCUGCUUUAAUUGUGGGAAAAUGGGCCACGUAGCAAAGGAUUGCCGAAAACCAAAGGUGGAGUGCAGCCUUUGUAAACGGUUGGGUCAUAAAAAGGAAGAGUGUCGGCAGAAAGAGGUAAAUAUUGUACAAAAUAUCGCAAGUACUCCUAAUAUUUAUCAAAUUUAUGUUCGCAUUAAUGGGCAUAAAGUAGAAAGUUUAGUGGACACGGGAAGUGCAUGCACUGUAGUCCAUUCGUCCGUUAUCAAGAAGUUUCUGAUAAAAUCAGAACCGACACCAGAAACAGUAUUUAGAGGAUUUGCCGGACAAUCAGUAGUAAUUGAUCAAAUUGCUCCAAUUACGGUGAAGGUCCAAAAUGUAAUUGCGAAUGUAAAUUCAUUUGUUAUUCCCGACGAGUAUACAGCGCAUGAGGUAAUACUUGGAAGAGACUUUCUUCAACAAGAUCAUGUCAUAAUGUUAAAACGGGGAAAGCAUUUGACGUUUAACAAUGUGAGAAAUUGCAAGAAACCCCAGAUAAUUUCAGCGAUGGAUAUUUUUGUUAUGGAAACGAGUUUUAAUUUAAAUUUGGGUAACAUCGGGAAAAAAGGACGAAAAUUAUGCGUCGCGUUAAUUGAAGAAUUCCGCGAUUGCGUAUCGUCGUCGAUGAGGGAUCUCGGAAAAACGAAUACGACGGCGAUAGAGAUCAAAUGCUUUACGGAAGAACCGAUUGCAUAUCAUCCAUACCGUCUUGCAGAACCGGAGAAGAAAAUCGUUCGCGACAUGAUUACAGACCUGCUAGAAAACGAGAUAAUUAGGGAAUCGGAGUCACCGUAUGCAAGUCCGAUUACGUUAGUGAAGAAGAAAAGACGUCAGAAUGUGCGUAGAUUAUCGUAG
Molecule: messenger RNA, 1860 nt
Organism: Osmia bicornis bicornis
Lineage: Eukaryota; Metazoa; Arthropoda; Insecta; Hymenoptera; Megachilidae
Exons: 1
Coding region: 1-1860 (619 amino acids)
Biological process (GO): proteolysis
Molecular function (GO): aspartic-type endopeptidase activity; zinc ion binding; nucleic acid binding
Source: RefSeq, a predicted model, not a curated record